This is a messenger RNA of Akanthomyces muscarius, 996 nucleotides long. RefSeq lists its product as uncharacterized. The transcript has a single exon. The record is from RefSeq and is a predicted model, not a curated record. The coding region runs from base 1 to 996 and encodes 331 amino acids. NCBI's taxonomy places the organism in Eukaryota, Fungi, Ascomycota, Sordariomycetes, Hypocreales, Cordycipitaceae.
AUGAAGCAUCUGCAUGGCGGCGUACAGCUGUCGCAUACUAUAAGCCAGACUGCAUUUCGUGGCAAGCAGGCAGAUGGUGAUGCCAAUCUAUCAGAAGCUCAGACCCUCCUUCACCAUAUCGCAAGCCAGAUUCGGCGCCUCGACAUGCAGGCCGUCUUGUUUCUGGUCGACUGGAGUCCAACUGAAACCGAAACCCAAACGACAACCACGUAUCAUUACCCGUCUCCCGAUGACGCCUUUAAGUCACUUGACCAUGCCGCUGACCAGCUCCAGACACUCGUGGCUCGUGUGAUGGGGUUGCGCAACACAGCGGAGCAAAUGCUGCCAACUGCGAAGACAUUGCCGCCGCCGCCCCCUUUGCACUCCAAGGUCGUCUUACUCGGUCAGUUGAAAACAUGGACUAGACUGUUUGAGAACAUGUUGCGAAGAGAACAAGUUGGCGGUGAUUUUUAUAAAUCAGAUCUUGGCAACAACCCGGUUGAGACCCUGCUCCGCGCACAGCAUAAAACCGCAUGGAUCUUCCUCAAUAGCUACGGGCCUGGUAGAGAACUGGAGUAUGAUGCUUACCUACCGCACUUUCAGCAAUGCGUGGCAUGGGCGGACGAGGUGGCCGCAGCGCAUCAACGGUACUCCGGGCCGUCGAGCCCGACUUUUACCCCAGAGAUUGGAAUACUCCCGGUGCUUUACAUCAUCGGGGCCAAAUGCCGCCACCCUGCGGUCCGUCGCGAGGCUCUUCGGAUCCUGCUGCGCCAGCCGAUACGGGAGGCUGUCUGGGACAGUGUCUGGACAGCCCAGGUGCUAGAGCGAGUAAUUGAGAUUGAAGAAGGCAGAUUCGAGGAUGGCACAGCAGCAAAAAGCGCGGACCAGAUUCCGGCCUGGCGCAGGAUCGAAGCUUUGUCUUGGGUACAUGUCGACAGAGACUUUGCGCCGAGGCUGGAUAUGACUUAUACAUUCUGCGCACAAGAGGGUGUACACAGUGAGUCCCUCAUACUGUAA